UGGUAUUCCUGCAGGAUUGCCAGAGCAUAUGGGGUCAGACGUUGCCUGGGUGGAAUGGUACCAGACUCAACUGCAAGGCUGCAACGGGCAUCGACUGCGAUAGGAACGGGAUGAUCACCCAGAUAAAAUUCCAAGGCGGCCUUAGAAGAGGAGGGCGCCUUCCGAGCUCCAUCUCCAACCUCCGCGAACUUACUGUCCUAUCUAUUCGUUCCGCUAAGCUCAGUGGCACGAUUCCUUCCGAAGUCUACAGACUCACAAAACUGAGGCUCCUGGACCUUGCAGUGAAUCGCUUCAGCGGCUCAAUCCCAACUGCGGUCGGCAAUCUUACCAACCUGUGUUACUUAUCUUUCUUGCGCAAUCAGCUAACUGGUUCGAUCCCCGAUGCCAUCAACGAUCUUUCCUACCUGCGAUACCUGGCUCUCGAUAACAAUCAGCUCAAUGGUUCGAUUCCAGCUGUAAUGAGCAAUCUUGAGGGGCUCACAACAUUAUCUCUCUGGCGCAACCAACUGACUGGCUCAAUUCCAGAUGCUAUCUACGACCUUUCAGUACUGCAAAACCUACUUCUUGAUAGAAAUCAACUCACAGCCUCAAUUCCUGCUGCAAUCAGCAACCUUAGAAGUCUCACAAAGCUAUCCCUCUCGCGCAAUCAGCUGACAGGCUCAAUCCCUAAUGAACUCUACGAGCUGACGAGCCUACGAAGGCUAUAUCUCACGUUGAAUAAGCUCACUGGCACAAUCUCUUCUGCGAUCAGCAACCUUGCAGAACUGGUGGAGCUCUUUUUGGAUCAAAACGAGCUGGACGGCAGCCUGCCAGCAACGAUUACUGCACUUGCAUCCCUGGAUCAGCUAACCCUUGCCGUGAACAGCCUCACAGGAACGAUCCCUUUAUCAAUCAGCAACCUUUUCGCUCUUCGAUAUUUGGAGCUGGAGAAAAAUCGCUUUAGCGGAACGAUACCUCAUACAAUUGGCAGGCUGGGAAAUUUGACCUUCCUGUCACUGGCCUACAACCAGGUCUAUGGAAGUUUACCUGCCAGUCUCAACAAUCUGACAGGACUGCAGACCCUUGAUCUCUCUCACAACUACAUCACAGGGCCCCUUGUAACUCUCCCACCUAUCGAAGCAGAUCUGUCCAGCAACUACCUGUCGGGGCUUGUGCCCGGACCAGACUGCCUUCGGCACAGCAUCACCGCCAACUGCUUUGCGCAGAACAAAGCCUGCCGCCCUCCCCUGCAGCGGCCCCCAGCACAGUGCACGGCGUUCUGUGGCAUCUCCCCGACCACUGCUGCCUGUGGCGGUCGUGGCUUGUGCUACCCAGACGGGGCCAGCUUGGUGCCAACAUGCUUUUGUGGUGGGGGAUUUGUUCAGCUUGGACGAAGUGACUGUGUUCCUCCAGGGCCCCCAAUGAACAUUCUCCCGCCAUUCACGGUCCUCACCAAGGGCACGCAGCAGGAGACCUUGGGAAGGUUCUUGGCGAAGCCAGUGACCCUGUUUCUGUACCCGCCUGGUGUGACCUCGGGAUGCGGCGUGGAGUUGCCCUUCAGUGUCAACUUCACCUUUGCUCUCAUGCCGCAGUCUGGUACAGCAGGAUCAAACGGCUUUGCACUUGUCAUCGCAGCAAAGCCCAAGGCGGGGAAGCCUGGUGGUGUGGGGUACAGUGGAUUGGGGUCUCAGAGCAUGGCCGUGGUAUUCGACACGCUACAGGAUAAUGCGGGAGAGCAGCACGUUGGGCUGAGCAUCAACGGCACAGAAGAACCCUUGGUCAAGGAGGUGUCACCAUUCACUCUGACAGACGGCGACUCAUACAAGGUGUGGGUGGACUAUGAGCCUGGGGAUCCCGGCACCAUUCAAGUGUUCCUGGCGGAUUCAAAGACGAAGCCAGAGGCGCCGCUGCUGCUGGGGAGGGUGUCGCUGUGUGCAGUGCUGCAGCCUGGAGUGAAGCAGCCAGCGUUCUCGUUUGGAUUCGUGGCGUCCACCACUGUGAAGCCCUUCCAGCUGCAAGGCAUUACCUCCUCUGCUGUGCAAACAGGCAUUCCUAAACCCAAGGUAGUCCAGAUGAAAGAUCAAGCCCUCGGCCUCUCAUUGUCAGAGGCCACAUUUGCACUGUCUCGAGGCAGUCCGUUUUCACGCUACGUGAGUUCGGAUUUCGAGCUCUCGGCCACCAAGAAGGACGCGUGGAGGCUUCGUGACUUCCACACGUGGGACUCGGUGUCCUUCCUCGGCUGGCCUGUCAAGAACCAGGAAGGCUGCAAUGCGUGCUGGGCGUAUGCGGUGGUGGCGAGUGUGGAGGCGGCAUACGGCAUUGCAAAGCAGCAGAGCGCUCCCCUGCUGGCAGUGGAGGCGCUCUUUGCGCUCAUGGGGCUCUCCGACUCCGACAAGUGCUCCGCUGGUGGCUCCCCCACCCACGCCUUUGAGACGCUCGUGGCCCUUGAUGCCUCCAGUGGACUCACAGGGGCCAGCGACCCGGCGACAACGUAUCCGGUGCAGUCGUUUGAGCGAGCGCAGUUCAAGGGGUAUGUGGGGCUCAUGAUGGCAGUGCAGAACCAGCCAGUGGUGGUUCACAUCCAGGCGUCUGCUGCCACGUUCAUGCUGUAUGACGGGACAUAUAAAUACCAGGAUCCUGGUUGCUACACGGGCAGUCUCAACCAUGUUGUACUCGUUAUUGGGUACUUCAUUACAAGAAAUGAUGGCAGCCAGAACCGCAUUGCUCCACCGUUUUGGAUCAUCCGUAACUCGUGGGGAGAGGAUUGGGGCGACAAGGGUCACAUGCGCAUGGACAUUCAGGGAGGGGAUGGCGUGUGUGGCAUCAACGUGCUGCCUGGCAUCUACCCCAUUGUCAAGAUUCCAGGGGACCCCUGCGGUCAAAGCAGCUACCAGGGAGAUCGACCGCAGCCCGUCAUGAACCCGUGCGGCCGGUUUCAGUGCAGCGGGACUGCAGAGAGCACCAAUAACUGCACCUGCAACAUCCCUACCGCUAUUGUGCAGCCUUUUGUACAGAUCGAGAAUGGAAAUGGCUUCAACACAUGUGCAUAUCUGGACGUGUGUGGGUCAUACUUCAAGAACCCCUGCUACGUGGGAGCAUGCAUCAACGAUGGCAAGGGCGCCUACUCCUGCAUCUGCCCUCCCAACCACGUGGAAAGCAAAACGCUUUACGGCUUCCCAACCUGCGAUCCAGCUAAUACCACGGCCACCACAAUGACAGUCAGUGGAGACAACUGGUGGUGCUCGGAUGUUCAUCCACUUGUUGGCCUCUCGCUGACUGACUUCACCGACCAAAACAUAGGCAUUGAUUGCAGCCAGCCAUUGCCCAAGGGCAGUGUUCUUCAGCUGGAUGGUACUCCCGCCACACCCUGCACUGCCUUCUUCUACACCCUCACUGUGAGACCUGCUGCUUUCUUGACUACAACACACGCAGCGCUCAACUUCACUGAAGCUGAUCUCGCCACACUCAACCCCGGUCUUGACUGCUCCAAGCCCAUCAAAGCGGGCCGCUCCGUGUGCCUCGAGCGCAGUGCUGCCUUCGCCUUCACCGUUGCCGAGUGUGUCAGAUACGGCAUGCUCACACCUCAGGACACGUGCGAGCAGCUGCUUCAAAGAAUUGGCAAGAGCAUGUCCUCGUCGGAAGAGGACUCGGAUGGCACUACACAAGGGGGUGCCAGUGAGAACCCAUGGGCUGCGCUGUACCGCAACAAUCCCGGCCUCACUUGCUCCAACACCAUCCCUUCCUCGGCCUACGCGACGGGAAGCAAGAUUGGCGUACAGGUGAGGGCUGUGAGUAGGAGGAGAUGGUGUGGGGGGGAGGAGCUCGAGUUGGGCAUGUGCACCAAGGGGAGGGCCAAGCGAGUAGCAAGAACAUUGACAUGUUCAGGUGCUUACCGCUUCUAUGGUGGAGGAGCUGCUGGUAGUGCGGCGUAUACAGACUAUAAUGGAAGUGACGUUCGAGCUCAACCUGGCAGUGGCUUCCCUCUCAAGCUCGGCACGCUCAGCACAGCUGAGCAGCCAUGGCGGAUCCAACGCCCGCAGGCACCUACCAUCUGGACGCAGGGCGAGUGUUCGACGCAUGCUGGCGCUGCCGCAUUACCUCGUGUCGCUGCCGCAUCAACUCCUGCCGCUGCCGCAUCAACUCCUGACGCUGCCGCAUCAACUCCUGACGCUGCCGCAUCAACUCCUGACGCUGCCGCAUCAACUCCUGACGCUGCCGCAUCAACUCCUGCCGCUCCCGAACCCACACGGAACCGUCAUCCUGUCGCUGUCGCAUCGGACCCCACGAGUGCAGGAUUCCCGCCAAUCAAGUGCUCGGUCUGCAUUGCGCACGGCGGUGUGGGCACGAACUUCGGCGCCAAAGGAGAAGGGGCGACCGAUGUGCAGACCCAGGCAAUGCGGAAGCAUCAACGCACAAGGAAGCACCGCCGCGCUCUGCGCAGACAGAGGACAGCCGAGGCGGCGCUCAAAGCUAACCGCCGGAUUGACGACAACAAGAAGGUGAAAGACGUCGAGAAGGAGCGCCUGCUCGCGCUAUUUGAGACGGCACUCUUCAUCGCUAAGUCCGACGCCCCGAUCGAGAUGUACGUCGACCUCGUCCAACAUCUAGCGCAGCGUGGCACACCGGGCUUCCCAAAGAGCAGUUAUGGUGCCUACUAUACGACGGAAGCGCUUGCUGCAAAGGAGGCGGCUAAGGCACUACCCGAGCUUGGCAUAAUCGACGCGGUUAUCCGCGCAGUGGCGGAAGAUCUCGGCAGAUCCAGCAACUCCAACCGCAAGUUCAAGGAGCUGCAGGAAGUGUUCACGCAUACCAACCUCGAGGUCCAAGGGAUCCACAGUGUCCGCUGGUUGAGUCGCGGUGAUGCAAUCGCACGAUUCGUACGCGUUCUGCCUGCUGUCAUCGUUAUGCUCGAGGAGUCGGACAAGACGAUGUACCACUUAGUAACGUCGUUCACGUUUCAUUACUUCCUGUUCUUCUUGGCAGAUGUGCACACGGCACUCAACGCGCUCAACCUGCUAUUCCAGAAGCGACAGGUCGACCUCACUGCAGUGCACUCCCAGGUGAGGCGGACCAUCAUCUACAUGGAGCAGAGGUACCUGAACUGUGGCCAGCAGUUUGGCGGUGGGACCAGCGAGCUGCUGUCUGCUUUCCUCGCGCGGCACGCCUCGCCCGACUGCCGUGAAGUGACUGUGGAAGGGGUGGACAAGGAGGGUCAGCCCCGUGUACACAAGUUCCAGCUGCACGAGGAGGCAGUCAAGGGAUACACCACCAGCAGCGGGGACAUGCAAGGCUGCUACACCUGCUGCCGCUCAUUCGCCCGCGAGCUGGUGUACAACCUCGAGCUGCGCUUGGGAGACCUGACGCGCUUGAACGGGGCGAAGCUCUUCAUGCCCCGCUCGUGGCCGAGGGGCGUCGAGGCAAGAGACGCAGAGUGCAAGGAGCACCUGCACGGCCUCGUCCAUCUGUUUCAGGCCAAGAACCGGGACACGAUCUUGCCUGAAGCGUGCGGCACGAGCGGAGCUGCGCACGUUCCUGCCAGUGCUCUCCACUGCCCCCAAGGAAGAGCAGCCCUUUCACGCAGGAAAAGGCGCCCCAGCAAGCGCAAGGAGCAAGCUGCGCCAGAGAAGGAGCGGGCCAAGGCCAAGUUUGUUAAGGGGAGUGGCCGCCGGGUGGUGGAGGAGGAGGACCUAGACGAGGGCAUGUGUGGUUCUGCAGGCGAUGGCAGUGAGAGUGAUGACGAUGCCAGUAGCAGUGGUGAUGAUGCGAGCGUUUCUUCUGAUGAAGACAUGACAUGA
Closterium sp. Naga37s-1 is the source of this 5774-nucleotide messenger RNA. NCBI's taxonomy places the organism in Eukaryota, Viridiplantae, Streptophyta, Zygnematophyceae, Desmidiales, Closteriaceae. The record is from the annotation of a GenBank genome assembly.